Messenger RNA from Cavenderia fasciculata, 1191 nucleotides. Its product is annotated as phosphoesterase. The record is from RefSeq and is a predicted model, not a curated record. Gene Ontology annotation, molecular function: phosphatidate phosphatase activity. The coding region runs from base 1 to 1191 and encodes 396 amino acids. Lineage: Eukaryota; Evosea; Eumycetozoa; Acytosteliales; Cavenderiaceae. Gene Ontology annotation, biological process: phospholipid metabolic process. The transcript has 2 exons.
AUGGGACAAGAUAUAAAUAAUGAAGAUGUAUCAUCAACUACAUCGAAAUGUUCAAAAUGUAAAAAUGAAUUGGAUCAUUUAUAUCAACAAUAUCAAGUAUCACAACAACAACAUCAUAAAUUACAAUAUCAACAACAACAUAGACAAGAAAAACAACAAGAAGAUUUAUUUCAAUAUGAUCGAGAUGCAAUGUUUAACUUUGGAUUUAGAAAGAGGUAUAGAUUGGCAAUGUAUCUAUUCGAUUGGGUGUUUAGUUUGAUUGCAGCUCUAUGUGGUGCAUUCUUGUUCUAUUUCUUACCUGUUCGUGGUAGACUUUUUACUCUGACCGAUCCAACCAUUUCAUAUCCCGUCGUACCCGAAUUAAUACCCUUUCCAAUCCUAGUCACCGUCUCUAUGGUCAUACCAAUAGUAAUCAUCUUUCUAACAACUUUGGCUCAUAAACGUAAUUGGCAUGAUUUUCAUCAUGCUCAACUUGGUCUAGUUCAAACUAUUGCAAUAACAUUAAUGAUGGUAGCAAUAUUUAAAUGUUUUAUUGGAGGUUUGAGACCAAACUUUUUAUCAAGAUGUGAUCCUUUAAUUAUACCUGGUGUCACAGUUGGUACUGGAUAUGGAGGGAUUUAUUAUUCUAGUGAUAUUUGUAGAGGUAGUAAGAGUGAUGUCAAUGAUGCAAUGUCUUCACAUCCAUCUGGUCAUGCUGGAUUGGCAGCUGGUGGACUAGUAUAUCUAGCACUAUUCCUACACGCACGUCUCAAGACCUUUAGAAAUAGAGGUCAUCUUAUCAUAUAUGUUUUAGUGAUGUUUUGUAUCACUGCCGCACUUUUAAUUGGUGUCUCUCGUAUAGUCGACUAUCGUCACACCUUUAUGAAUGUAUUAGAGGGUUGGUUCAUUGGCACAAUCACUGCAUUCUCCAUGUACAGACUCAACUUUUUAUCAUUAUUCGGUGCCAACAAUCAUGUUUCAGUUGCCGACUUUUGGUUUUGGAGAUGGGCUCAACAACAUCAACAACAACAACAACAACAACAAUCAAAUUGUAAUAAUCAAAAUAAUAAUCAAAAUCAACCGAAAAAUAAUAAUAAUCAACAACAACAAGAACAAAUGAACGAUUCACAUCAAAUAGUUGAUAUUAAUCAUAAUAAUGUUCCAAUUCCAAUUGUAAAUCAACAACAACAACCACCAGAAUUACAACAAUAA